AUUUCUCUUGCGUUUGUAAAACAAUGUAAACAAAAACACUUUCGCUGGUUCCAAGUCCACUUUAGAAAUGCUAAAAAUUGAUGAAAAUCGAUAGAUUCGUAAAUUUUACGAGUGUUUUUCAUUAAAUCUCUUGUUAUCAAUUAAGAUUCCACUGCAAUGGGCUUCGUGCAGCGCGCACUGUUUACGUGGUUCAUCCUGCUGGUGUUCCUCAUCCUGCUUUGCCUUCGCCUCGAGAGCCGCAUCAGCUGGAACUGGUUCCUGGUGUUCAUCCCGCUGUGGCUGUACGACACCAUCCUCAUCACGUGGGUCGUCAUCGAAAUCAUCCAGCGCCAGCGGAUAAUCUCCUUCCGGCACUACGAGUACUACGUGGCCGGCAUUCUGCUGAAGAUCGUGUCCCAGAUUGCGGUCUGCCUGAAGCUCGAGUACAACUCGAUUCCGCUGUACGCGAUGAUGGUCCCGGUGUGGUGCCUGCUCGCCAUGCUGAUCGUGUACAUGGCCACCAACCUGCAGCCCAAACCGCGCUCGAUCGGAUCGAACAAGAGCAGCCGGCAAACGGCGGGCGGCGCCGGGGCCUCGUCCUCGUCCUAGGGGUACGUGAAGCUGCGAUUGACGGCGUCUCCCUGAGGGCGAGCGAACCAACCGGACGAGACCCGGCUUGUAUGCGGGACGGAUUGACUGAGAACGGGCGCGAUGUGGUCGGGUUUUUAAGAUUCGUAAGUAGGUUGUAGGUAGUUUUUGAUGUAUGAUACAAAAAAAGUAUUUAAAAUAAGAGUACUUUUAUCGGCAAAAUUUAGACUUAAGUGUGACAACAUGAAUAAAAUACUCAAGUUCAA
Molecule: messenger RNA, 833 nt
Organism: Culex pipiens pallens (northern house mosquito)
Lineage: Eukaryota; Metazoa; Arthropoda; Insecta; Diptera; Culicidae
Product: transmembrane protein 60
Exons: 2
Coding region: 157-588 (143 amino acids)
Source: RefSeq, a predicted model, not a curated record